AUGGCGUGUAGCGGUAUCGCCCCGACGUCUCUCGUCCCCGGCUUUGCACACAGCUUCACGGGUGCAGGACAGAGGCAGAGAAAAGGAGCCAGUGCCAGACACUCACAACAUCCCCUCGUAGCGUCUCCUCGUGUUUCCCUGACUCCGUCCCGUGUAUCCCUGCAAUCGCCGUUCUGGGGUCAGCAUCUCCUCUUUAAUCCAUGGCGUCGCGAGGAAAUCGAAGCGCGUAAUGCGCAAUGCGGCGCGGGGAGCGGAGGGGGGAGUGCAGCACGGGGAUCGGCGGGAACGCGAAGCCAAUUGCGGGUGAUUUGCGCAGCCGCGGCCAACAGCACGAGUACGCCGCAUAUGGAGGUGCCGGUUUCCAUGCACGAGACUCGCCGUCUGCCCCCGGUCCUGUCGCUUCCUGAUGCGAUUAUUGCUCUCUCUGCUGCUCUCUCCAACCUCGCCGCCUCCCCGCCCUGCUUCCCCUCUGGGGUAAUUCGACUUGAGGUUCCUCUUCCUCCUGACCUCAAUGCCCUCGCAUGGCUGGCAGCACAGCGACCAGCACCAUCACCACCACAACCGGCAGCAGCAGCAGGAGCAGCAGCAGCAGCAGCAGCAGCAGCAGCAGCAUCAGGGCAACAAUCAGCUACUGAUUCAGUAGCACCCGCAGUAGAGCAACCACCAGCGCAAGCAGCAGCACGACAAGCCAACCUGGCAUCCUCUCUGUCCAGUUCCCCCGCUCCUCCCCCUGACCUCUCCCCCCGCAUCUACUUCUCCCCACGCGCUCCCAGGGGCACCCGCUCCCUCUCCGCCCAGGCACCCUCCGAGCCUGCGCCGGACGGGUCGAGCUGGUCCGGCAUUGAUGGCUCAGGAAUAGGCUCGGUGGCGGGUGUGGGUGCAGCGGUGAUGCUGAAAGGGGAGGGUGAGGGGUUCAAGGCGAGGCAUUGGAGGCAGAUUCGCAGGUAUCUCUCAGACUCAUCCCCAAGCGUGCGCUUCUUUGGGGGCAUUCGCUUCGAUGCAGAGGCUCCCACAGCCCAUGAGUGGGCUCCCUUUGGCACCUUCCUCUUCCUCAUCCCCCUCAGGCCCGCCCUGCCCAAGAGUGGUCCCCUUUCACUCCUUUCUCUUCCUCAUACCCCUCCGACCACUGUGUUGGAGGCAGUUACAGCAGCGCUUCAGGCUCUGUCUCUGGUCCGCCCUGUUUUCAGCACCCCCCAUCCGCCACGCAUUUCAACACAAGUCACCUCCAAAGCAGUGGCACCGGACGAGCUGCUGUGGCACCUAGCUGUAGAGCGCACACUCCAAAGCCUGGGGCACAGAGGCACACAGGGGGGCGAGAGAGACGGGCGCGCGGGAGGAGCUGGGGACGCGGAGGGAGAGAUGGGGGGAGAGAGGGAGGGGCGUGGGGAGGGAGGGGUUGGGGGGCAGAGUCAGCAGAUUCAACAGAGUCAUCAGAGCCAGCAGAGCUGGGGUGAUAAGCCGUGGAUGCUUGAGCCGAGUAGGAUAGACCAGAUGCCUCUGUCUAAAGUGGUGAUGGCUAGACGCACUGCCUUGACCACUGUUGACCCGGUUGACCCGGUUGUGCUGCUGGGAGCUCUGCAGGCAAGGGAUCCCAGCGCCUUUCAGUUUCUCCUGGAGCCUCAUGCAGGCUGUGCCUUUGUCUCCUCCACGCCCGAGCGUCUGUUUGCGCGCAAGGGCCUGGCAGUGACGAGUGAGGCGGUGGCAGCAACGCGGGCGAGAGCUCAGGCACCAGCUGAAGACCACAGCAUUGCCCUCGGUCUGCUGCUCAGCAACAAGGAUCAUGAGGAGUUUGAGAUCGUGCGAGAGAGCGUGCACCGACAUCUAGCGGGCGUGUGUGAGAGGGUGCAAGUGGAGGAGUACAAGCGGAUCAUAUCACAGCACAGGGUGCAGCACCUCUACGCUCGCAUCAAUGGCCGCCUCUUCAGCACUGCAGGAGAGUUCAACCUGCUGACCUCACUGCACCCAACACCAGCUGUGGCCGGCCAUCCCCAGAAGCAGUCCCAGGAGGCUAUCCGCUUCGCAGAGUCCUUUGACAGAGGCCUGUACGCCGGACCUGUAGGGUGGUUCGGCGCCGAUGCUUCGGAGUUUGCAGUGGGCAUCCGAUCCGCGCUCGUCCAAUCAGGAGCCAGCAUGGCGCCAUGGGAGGAGCAACCUGAGGGCAUGGAUGGAGAGAGAAAGGAGGAGCAAGGGGAGAGGAGGAACAAGGGUGGGGGUGGUGGGCGAGUGUUGCUGUAUGCGGGAGUGGGGGUGGUGAAGGGUGCAAAGGCAGCUUCUGAGUGGAGUGAACUCAACUUGAAAACACGACAGCAACACCUCUGCUCGCACUUCCUUUCCCUGAUCCCCGUAUCCCCCUAUCAUCUUUCUGUUAUUAUGCCCUCGUCCCUUCAGUUUGAGGCGCUGCUAGGGGGAGUCCCUGUUCCUGUCCCAGGUGCAGCGCCGGGGUCGCGCUCGUCCCCGCUCUCCAUAGCAGCGGCUACCAACGCGCAUGUGACCACCGUGGUGGCCAUUGACGAGCGCUCCCUCGCCUUCCACGCCUUUGGCUACGCCCAUCCAUGUGCCCACCCAUGGCCCUCGCCGGGGUCGCGCUCGUCCCCGCUCUCCAUAGCAGCGGCCACCAACGCACUCGUGACCACCGUGGUGGCCAUUGACGAGCGCUCCCUCGCCUUCCACGCCCUUGGCUACGCCAUGGCCGCCCGCCGCCCCGCUGCCAUCAUCACCUCCUCCGGAACUGCCGUCUCCAACCUCCUCCCUGCUGUGGUGGAAGCCAGUCAGCAGCACGUGCCGUUGCUCGUGCUCACUGCCGAUCGACCUGCCGAGCUGCGCGACACAGCUGCAAACCAGACCAUCGACCAGGUGCAUCAUUUCGGGACCUUUGUUCGCUAUCAAGCCGAUGUUCCAGCACCUUCCGACAAGGUCCCUGCCAGGUUCGUCCUCACCACCAUCGACACUGCUGCCUUCCGAGCCUGUGCCGAGCCUCCAGGCCCGGUGCACCUCAACUGGCAGUUCCGGGAGCCUCUGGCGCCCAGCCCACAACCCUGGAGCCGAACCUGCCUGGCAGGCUUGCAUCGUUGGCAAACCUCCGUCCAGCCUUUCUCGCAACCACUUGGUGUGACCACAGCUGGUGCUGCGGUUUCUGCUGCUGUUGAGGCUGAUUCCUUCGUUGCUUCGCUCCCUGCUUCUUCUCUGCGUCGCCUUGGUCUGCCUGCUUCUCUGAGUGCCGGUGUGGCAGCAGGAGCAGCGAUGGGGGCAGGAGCAGAGGGAAUGGGAACAGGAAUGGGGAACACUGCGGCUGGCAUGGGUAUUCACAGGGAUACGGGCAUUGGCAACAGUAUGGGCAGCACGAGUAUGGUUACACUAAGCGCUGAGUUCCAAGAUGUGCUGUCUCUUCUGCGCUCAGCAAAGCGCGGCAUCAUCCUGGUCGGCAGUCUGCUGUCCGCGCGCGACGCCUGGGCGGCGUCACUCGUUUGCAAGUGCCUGCAGUGGCCAGUGGCUGCUGACGCUCUCUCAGGGCUGCGAGUGUGGAGAACACGAAGGGGGAGUGGGGGAGGUGGGAGAGGACGAGAGCAAGGAGACAGAGGCGGAGUGGGAGAAAGAGGGGUGGCGGCGAGUGGGUGUGGAGGAGAGAGUGGUAUGGUAGGAGCAUUCUAUCUGGAUCAUGUGUUGCUGGAUAAGGGCGCAGCUGAAGCUGUGGCUCCUGAUGUUGUGCUACAGCUAGGAGGCCCUCUGGUGGGCAAGAGACUACCAGGAAUGGUGGAAGCAGCAGCCACUGCUCCCCCCUCCUCCUCCUCCUCUCAUCCCUUCCGUGCGUAUAUCCUCGUGAACCCCUCACCUCGCCGCAUCGACCCUGCCCAUGCUGUCUCGCACCGCCUCCACAUGCCUCUCCCUGCCUUCGCCUCUGCUCUUGCAACUGCUCUGCCGUUCAUGGGGCGAGCAGGGAGUGUGGGAGGCGGAGGGGGAGGAGGAGGGGGAGACGGAGAGUGGGGAGGAGAGGGAGAGAGGGAUGGGGUUGUGGAGGAGGGUAUGGGGCAUGCAGCUCUGGUGGAGUUUCUUUCUGAUGCGGUGGGUGUUGAUAAGCGAGUUGGCAAAGAGCUUUCCCUCGCUUUGAACUUCCCCUCCCAAGUGCCUGAUGAAGCAUGGGUAGCUCGCACCGUGGCAGCAUGCCUGCCUGACGGCCAUGCCCUGUUCCUGGGGAACAGCAUGCCCAUCAGAGAUAUCGACAUGUACGCUGCUGCUCCCUCCUCCUCCUCCCCCUUCUCUGCCCCUCACCGCGCGCAUCCCCCUGUUGCUGCGGCUUCUACUGCUGGCGCCGCUGCUGGUUCUGGUGCUAUUGCUGCUGAUGGUGCUGCAGCUGCAGAGAGGCUUUUGGGGACGUGGGAGGAGGGAGGUGGGGAGAGAGUGUGGGGCGGGGUGCGAGUGGCGGGGAACCGGGGGGCGAGUGGGAUUGACGGAGUGGUCAGCACGGCUGUUGGCUUUGCAGCGGGCAUUCAGCAACCGGUAUCGCUGCUGAUUGGUGACGUGUCUUUCCUGCACGACUCCAACUCACUCGCUCUUCUCUCUGCUGCCCGCCGUAUUGUAUGUGAUGCGUUCCUUUUACUACUCCUGUCUGCUCGUGUAGUUCUUAUUCAUCCGUCUUUCCAUCCCAUCCUUAUCCCCUUCCUCCCGUCCACGCAUCAGACUCAUCCUUCCCCCGUCCCCCUUGCCCCUCCGCGCAUCAGGUCAGGGCAGCCGCCGGUGACAGUGGUGGUGGUGAACAACGGCGGGGGUGGCAUCUUCAGCCUGUUGCCAGUGGCAGGCAUGCUGGACUCACAUGUCUUCUCUGAACUCUUCUCCACGCCGCACCAAGUGCAGCUGCACCACCUCUGCAAGGCGCACAGACAGCGUGGUGAUCUCGGAUCGGAUCUCUUCUCCACGCCGCACCAAGUGCAGCUGCACCACCUCUGCAAGGCGCACAGGUCAGAGGGCACAGCAGAUGUGCUUUCGUAUCAAACAGUCCGACAGGACAGGACCGUCACACACGCGGUGGUGGAGGUGCAGGUUCCCCCCAUCCACCUCAACGUGCUCUCCCACCGCCUCCUGCAGGCCGCUGCUAGGACCACUGCUGCUGCUGGCAGUGCUGCUCCCCCUCGUUCUCCCUCCCGCCGUUCCAAAGCCAGGAAGAAGUGCGUGCAGUUCGUCUCACCAGUUUCAGAUCCUCCUCUCCCGGUUCCCCCUUCUCCCCUACCCGCUCCCUCCGCCCCCCCCCCUCCCAGAGUGGCGUAUUUCCGGGCCACCACGCGCACCUCCCUCCUCUCGUCCCUGCAGGCAGCAUGGGCCACGCAUCGCCAUGCGGUGGUGGAGGUGCAGGUUCCCCCCAUCCACCUUAACGUGCUCUCCCACCGCCUCCUGCAGGCCGCUGCUAGGGCGACUGCUGCCCGUGCUCUCUCGCUGUUUCAGAGCCAGAGGGACGGGCGUGCUGGGCUGGAAGGGGAGAGGGGUGGGGGAGAGGAGGGGAUUGGGGUGGUUCUGAGGGAGCCCCCAACGUCAGUGGCUGUGGCUGGAGCAGCACUGCCGCAGUCAGAAAGGGAGGGGCUGCUGUUGCAUGUGCGCCUGGAAGGGGGCGCUCUGGGCACAGGCGAGGUCUCCCCUCUCCCAGGCCUGCAUCCAGAGUCCUUCCUAGACGCGCACGAGCAGCUGUGUCUGCUCUCGCACCGCCUCCCAGGCCUCGCCUUGCCUCUCUCCCUCCCGCUGCUCAACGGAUCCUUCUCCCUCUGGAUUUGGCACGAUCUCGGCAUUCAGCCAGCAUCUCUAUAUUCAAGCGUGAGGGCUGGCCUUGAGGCCGCAUGCCUUUCUGCCAUAGCUUCUGCCCACAACACCUCCCUCUCCCACCUCCUCUCGCAAUCCCCUGCUCCUCCUCCUGCCACUAAUACUCCCGCUCCUCCUCCUCCUCCUUCGAUGCUACUCCCCCCUCCUCGAAAACAACCCCCCGGGCUGACCCACCGGGUGCGAGUGCGGUGCUGCGGGUUGCUGGACGGUUCCAGGGGGUCCAUUCCCUCCGUGUCCCGUGCAGCAGCGCACCUAGUCCACUCCCUCGGCUUCACAGCCCUCAAAAUCAAAGUAGCCAGACGCGCUUCCCCAUCAGAAGACGCAGCAAUGGUGCUGGCUGUCCGUGAAGCAGUAGGCCCGAGAAUCCACCUCAGAGUCGACGCGAAUCGAAGCUGGUCCUUGCCACAAGCUGUGGAGUUCGGCCGGCUUGUAGCAUCCUGCAACCUGGCCUUCAUAGAAGAACCGGUUUCGAAUCUGCAUCUUCUUUCCGAGUUCUACCAGGCAACCGGUCUCCCUUUCGCUCUGGACGAGUCUUUAGACGACGCGCUUCUCCUCCCGCCUUCCCAUGACACUCCCACUCUCGCGCUCCCCGCUUCUCUCGACUGGUCGGGGUUGGCAGCAGUCGUUGUGAAGCCGUCUAGACUGGGCGGCAUGGAGGCGGCGGCAGUGGCGGCCAGAUGGGCGGCGUUGCUCGGCGCAGAGUGCAUCGUGAGCUCGUCGUUUGAGUCCCGGCACGGGCUUGCUUUGCUCUGCCACUUUGCUGCUUUCCUCGACACGCACCCGUUCCCGUCCCCGCAACCAUCGCAAGCACAGGAUUCUGGUUCGUCAAGUCCCCCUGAGUCUCCUCCUGCGUCUCCCACUGCUGUGGUUCAUGGGCUCGGUACUUUCCAGUGGCUUGUGGAUGGAUCAGGAAGGGAGGAGGAGGGGGAGGAGGCGGAUGAGGAGGGGGAGGCGGAGGGGAAGGGUAAAGAAGUGGAGUGGGGAGAGCAGAGAAGUGCGUAUGCGGAAGGGUUGGAUAGGGUUUCCCGUUCUCCUCCUCUCUUAAUUGAUGAGAGGAGUUCAGACGGCCAGCUUGGAGUGCUGCUUUCCGCGCGAUCUGGUGUUGGUGGGGCCAGUGGGAUGCUGACAUGUGGAGUGCAUGGCACGUCAGAUUCAGCUGCUGUUGUGGGGACAGAAAGGGAGAGAGCUGCUUCCAGGGAUCAAGAAGCAACAAUUAGGAAAGAGGCAGAAUCGACAGCAGAAGGAGCAGCAGAGUUAGCAGCACAGUUAGCAGCAGCAGCGAGUCCAAAGUGGGAAGAACGCAGAGAAACAGUAACGCUAAGCAACGGGGGAACGGUUGACUUCAACAUCCUAGUAACACCUUCCUCCUCGCACUCUUCCUCCCCGCACUCCUCCCCAGACUCUCCUCUCUCUUCCUCUAGAUCGUCUCUCCCUCCAGCCACCCCCCCACCAACUCUCGUCUUCCUACACGGUUUCCUUGGCACGCUCGCUGACUGGCUUCCCCUUGCCGACUCCCUCUCUCUCUCCUUCCCUUGCGCCCUCGUAGACCUACCCGGCCAUGGUUCCACCACUGUCGCCCUCCCUGCACAUCCCACCAUCUCAGAGCCCCCUUCCUCCGCCACUGGUCCUGCACACUCCUCCACUCUAGCCUCCUCCGCGUCCUCUCACUCCUCUCCUCUUCCUCCGGCCCUUUCUUUUGAAGAAACAGCAUCUGCUAUUGCAUCGCUGCUUGCCCAACUGCAAGAAACCGCAGCUGCACACCAGCAGCAGCAGCAACAAGGAAAGGUAGUGCUCGUGGGAUACUCCAUGGGGGCUCGUCUCGCCCUCUACUUAGCUCUCCGCAAUCCACACCUGGUCUCGUCAGCGGUCAUCAUAUCGGGAAGCCCGGGGAUCAGAGAAGCAGCCGCUCGUGCUGCUCGUGCGGAGAGUGACGAUUCGCUAGCAGCAGUGCUGACGGCGGGUGGGCUGGAGCAGUAUGUUCACUCGUGGUACCAGCAACCACUGUGGGCCAGCCUGCGCACCCACCCAUGCUUCCAGCCCAUGCUUGCCCGCCGCUUCGCCUCCUCUCCCUCCGCCUCCCACACUUCUCCCCGCACUGACGGCACCGGUCCACCCAUGGUGGUGUUUCCUGGGGGCACAGAGGCAGGCCUGGCCAUGGCUCUCAGAGGACUCAGCACCGGAAGACAACCUUCGCUCUGGGACGAGCUCACCACCUCGUCCACGCCACUGCUGCUCGUGGCUGGCUCCCUCGACUCCAAGUUCGUCUCUAUCGCCCACCAGAUGAGCACAGCCACAGCUGCCCCUGCAACAGCAGCAGCAGCAGCAGCAGCAGCAGCAGCAGCUUCAAGCAGCGGCCGUGCCAGCACCCUGCAGCAGGAGCAGGAGGACCGGGAGCAGCAGGAGCAGGAGGAAGAGGAGCAGGAGCUUUUCUUCCCAGCUGGUUCGCCAGUGGAGAGCCGAGACUCAGACUUUCCUUUCUCUCUCAACCUGCCUAGCGUUGCCGCAUUUAAAUCUGCUAUCCUGGGCGGGCAGGCAUGGGAGGAGGAGGAGGAGCAGCAGUACGAGGGGAACGUGGUGGGGGAAGGGGACGAGUUUGAAGAGGAGAUUGGGGUGAAUGGGAGUGUGGGUGGGAGUGGUGGUGGUGACGGUGGUGGGAAGCGGCGCAGCAGCAGGUUUGAUGGUGCGUGGGCGGCAGAUAUGAAGCGAGUGCACCUGGAAGAGUCGCUUGGUGCUGCUCCAGACUUAUCGACAAACGACAAGUCAUUGGGGCUCCCCAUAGAAGCAGCCAAGGCUGUUCUUAUAACGGGCGGUGCAGUGAGCGUGGCAAUAGUGGACGUAGCAGGGCAUGCCAUUCAUGAAGAGAGGCCCGAGGCGUUGCUUCCGCUUAUUCGCCUCUUCGCAUCGAAUGUUGGUAGUCAGGCUGGUGCGGAGUAA
Messenger RNA from Closterium sp. Naga37s-1, 8736 nucleotides. NCBI's taxonomy places the organism in Eukaryota, Viridiplantae, Streptophyta, Zygnematophyceae, Desmidiales, Closteriaceae. The record is from the annotation of a GenBank genome assembly.